CUCAAUAUAAUCAACUUUUAAUUCUCUACGGAUAUCCAAAUCCUUCAAUUGCUCCAAUCGUGGCACUUGAUACCUUAAAAUUUGAGUGGUCAAAUCCUAUAAUUUCAAGUAAUGGUGGUUCUAGUGUUACUUUAAGACGGUUUACUUCAAUACUAGUUGGAGCUUAUAUUUUAAUUGCAUUUGGAUCAUCCGGCACAUCGGGAGUAAAUGCCACGAAUAACGUUUUGCUUCUUGACAUAAGUCAAAAAGAUAAUUAUAAAUGGGCUACAUUAUAUGAUCCUACCAAAUCAUUACAAUCUAUUUCAACUGCGAAACCCACAAUUUCUGACAGUUCCAACAAUUCAUCUAUAAAUGUUGGUGCAAUUAUUGGAGGCAUUUUUGGUGGCAUUGCGGGGCUAAUAAUAUUAUCAGUGGCUGCAAUUCUAAUUGUUAGGAGAUAUGGUUAUCAACAUUUCACUCAGAAAGAAGAAUCCAUUAAUGAAUAUCAUCCUUGA
Messenger RNA from Racocetra persica, 494 nucleotides. The record is from the annotation of a GenBank genome assembly. Lineage: Eukaryota; Fungi; Glomeromycota; Glomeromycetes; Diversisporales; Gigasporaceae.